Molecule: messenger RNA, 3283 nt
Organism: Haplochromis burtoni (Burton's mouthbrooder)
Lineage: Eukaryota; Metazoa; Chordata; Actinopteri; Cichliformes; Cichlidae
Product: sodium/hydrogen exchanger 6
Exons: 16
Coding region: 113-2236 (707 amino acids)
Biological process (GO): regulation of pH; proton transmembrane transport; sodium ion transport
Cellular component (GO): membrane; recycling endosome
Molecular function (GO): sodium:proton antiporter activity
Source: RefSeq, a predicted model, not a curated record
GACCUGUCAUUUACCCUGGUCCAGCUAAUUUCUAAUCUAAUCAGCUGUUUCCCGGCAAAAAAAACCAGCACUAAUUUAACAACAAAUGUAACUGUUUGGACACAGAGACAAAAUGGGAUUCACACGGAGUCGCUUUCUUGGCGGUAAGCCGUCGAAAGCGCCGCUGCUGCUGCCUUUUCUGCUCACAGUCCUGCUCGUCGGGAGCCAAGGCGACGGCGGUGCGAUGGACAACGGCGCAACUGAGAGGAUAGCAGAGGAAAGCCACCGACAGGACAGUGCCUACCUACUGAUAUUCAUAAUGCUCUUGACGCUCACCAUACUAACCAUAUGGCUUUUCAAACACCGCCGAUUCAGGUUCCUGCACGAAACGGGGCUUGCCAUGAUCUAUGGACUGUUGGUGGGUGUGAUCCUGCGGUUUGGCAUCCACGCCCCCCAAAGCAUGAGCGACGUGAUUCUCGGCUGUGCCGUUAACGGCAGUCCUGCCACUCUCUUGGUCAAUGUCAGCGGACGGUUCUAUGAGUACACUCUGAAGGGGGAAGUCGGACAGGGCAAAGGUCACCAAGUGCAGGACGAUGAGAUGCUGAGAAAGGUGACCUUUGACCCAGAGGUGUUUUUCAACAUUUUGCUGCCUCCCAUUAUUUUCCAUGCAGGUUACAGUCUGAAAAGGAGACACUUUUUCAGGAACAUCGGUUCCAUCCUCGCCUAUGCUUUCAUCGGAACAGUUAUAUCCUGCUUUGUUAUCGGGCUGAUCAUGUAUGGCUUUGUGUCCUUCAUGAAAGUCGUGGGGCAGCUUGAUGGAGAUUUUUACUUUACUGAUUGCCUCUUCUUUGGGGCCAUCGUUUCAGCAACAGACCCUGUGACAGUCCUCGCCAUCUUCAAUGAGCUAAAGGUAGACGUGGACCUCUACGCUUUACUGUUUGGGGAGAGCGUCCUCAACGAUGCCGUCGCCAUCGUCCUCUCCUCCUCCAUUGUGGCGUACCAGCCUGCAGGCGACAACAGCCACAGCUUUGAGGCCAUGGCCAUGUUGAAGUCCUUCGGCGUCUUUCUGGGCGUCUUCAGCGGCUCUUUUGCUCUCGGUGUUGUUACAGGAGUUGUGACCGCCCUCGUCACCAAGUUCACUAAGCUGCGGGACUUCCCCUUGUUGGAGACGGCGCUCUUUUUCCUGAUGUCCUGGAGCACCUUUCUCUUGGCGGAGGCCUGCGGGUUCACAGGUGUCGUUGCUGUGCUGUUCUGUGGGAUCACUCAGGCCCACUACACCUACAAUAAUCUCUCACCAGACUCUCAAGACAGGACCAAACAGUUGUUUGAGCUGCUGAACUUCCUGGCAGAGAACUUCAUCUUCUCCUACAUGGGUCUGACGCUCUUCUCCUUCCAGUCGCACGUCUUCAACCCUCUCUUCAUUGUCGGAGCCUUCGUGGCAGUGUUUCUGGGCAGGGCUGCAAACAUCUACCCUCUGUCCUUCCUCCUCAACCUGGGCCGCAAGAACAAGAUCGGAUACAACUUUCAGCACGUUAUGAUGUUUGCAGGUCUGCGUGGGGCGAUGACCUUUGCACUUUCCAUUCGAGACACAGCGACUUACGCCCGUCAGAUGAUGUUUUCAACCACGCUCCUGAUCGUUUUCUUCACUGUGUGGAUCUGUGGUGGUGGCACCACACCCAUGCUAUCUUUCAUGAGCAUACCGGUGGGUGUGGACUCUGAUCAAGACAACGCUAAUUCAGGCGCGUUGGAUGGGUCACAGCGGAGGAGCACCAAACACGAGAGCGCCUGGCCUUUUAGGAUAUGGUACAACUUUGACCACAACUACCUGAAACCCCUCCUGACCCACAGCGGUCCGCCUCUCACUGCUACUCUGCCUGCAUGCUGUGGACCACUGGCUCGAUGCCUCACCAGCCCACAGGCCUAUGAGAAUGAAGGUCAGCUCCAUGACGACGACUCUGACUUCAUCCUGAACGAUGCCAGCGUGAGCUCCAUGUACGCCGACGUCACCGUCAGCACGGACGCGUCCGGAUCCCGCACCGUCAACCCCAAGCACUCCUCGACCGCCCGCGCCGGGGGUGGUGUAGGUUCUUUCGAUGAAGGUCUGGAUCACGAGCUCUCCGUGGCAGAACACGAAGUGGCGAUCCGGGGAACGCGGCUGGUCUUGCCCAUGGAUGACCCCGUGGAGGCCCCGACUACCGUCACCCUGCCUCCACCACCCUCCCCCCCGCGCUCCGAACCUCACAGGCACAGACUGUAAGAAAGCUGCCGCUCUGAGGACGCAGUUUGUUGUUUCCAACUUAAAAAAAAAAAUACACACUAUACAUACGACUGAUCAAAAUAAUGACAUAUUUAAAAAAACAAAACAAAUGAAUUCUUCGGGAUUUUCAAUCAAAAAGCACAGAUUGAUUUUCUCACCACCAAUCUAUCUAACAUGCAGUUUUAAAAUAGUUUGAGCUUGAUCUAAGUCGGGAUAACUGUGACACUGAAUGUGACGUGAGGGACUUUUAAAUCAAGAGCUUCUCGAUUUUAUAGGUUACAUUUCACCCCUUAUGAGGAGGCUUCAUUUGCUCCUGUGUUUAUCCCACACUGGUGAUAUGGCAGCGCUCUCUAUAAACCUAGCUGUAUACACAGUUCACAUUUUUCCAGCUCCUUUUGUGUGUUUCUACCUAAAGAUAAGCACCACGCAUAACACUGAAGGGCGUUAAAGCCCAUCUACACUACAGUUUGGUAACUAAUCCCACUAACAUAUCCACAGACUGGCUCACUUUAACACUAGUUAUUGUUCCCAGAGUUCAUCAGCAGUUCAAGCAUGUGAUUAGGAGAUUAUCAAAGGAGGAAGCAAACAAAGACCUGAGCGGAACAAACAGGCAGGUACUGAUUAAAGAGAACGAACUGCAUCCACACCAGUGCCCAGGAGCAUCUCCACCAUCUUAGAUUUUAGCACUGCCUCUAAAUCAGUCUGUUUACGGUUUGAUUUAUUUAUUUAACAUUGAUUUCUUUAACAAAAUGAUUUAUUUAUAUACUGAUUCAUUUAGUUUAUUUAUUAUCUAUUUAUUUGUAUUUUUGUGUGAGAUUUCUUUUUGGUGAAAGGCUCCUAUUGCGACUUUUUUCCAAGGGGUGGAGGGCGUAAUAAAAGCGCUACAGAUUUCUUCACAGGUGGAGGCGAUUAUUCCUUCCUGGACUGUAUGCAUGUUUAAAAAAACGUCUCCUUUCUGUACUGUAGCAGAAGCUGUAACUUUAUAUUUGGAAACUAGAGCUUCCUUUGUGUGUGUCUGUCUGGUCUGUGUGUGUGUGUGUGUGUGUG